Messenger RNA from Rhopalosiphum maidis (corn leaf aphid), 2740 nucleotides. Its product is annotated as piwi-like protein Siwi. Gene Ontology annotation, biological process: regulatory ncRNA-mediated gene silencing. Bases 327 to 2645 code for a protein of 772 amino acids. The transcript is spliced from 16 exons. NCBI's taxonomy places the organism in Eukaryota, Metazoa, Arthropoda, Insecta, Hemiptera, Aphididae. Gene Ontology annotation, cellular component: P granule. The record is from RefSeq and is a predicted model, not a curated record. Gene Ontology annotation, molecular function: piRNA binding; protein binding.
CACCACAGUCGCAACCACAACGUCCACAACAGUUUCAAGGACCUCGACCAGCACAGGCACCACAGUCGCAACCACAACGUCCACAACAGUUUCAAGGACCUCGACCAGCACAGGCACCACCAUCGCAACCACAACGUCAACAACAAUUUCGAGGACCUCGACCAGUACAGACACCAUCAUCGCAACCACAACGUCCACAACAAUUUCGAGGACCUCGACCAGCACAUGCACCAUCAUCGCAACCACCACGUCAACAACAAUUUCGAGGACCUCGACCAGCACAUGCAUCAUCAUCGCAAUCGCAAGUUGAACAAGUAACGGGUGGAAUGAGAAACUUGACAACAGGGUCAGGUGUACCAGAAUUUGUUAAGUUAAAAACAAAUUAUUUUCCAAUAACAUCUUACACAGAUUGGACCUUGUAUCAGUAUCAAGUAGAAUUUCAACCAGACUGUGAAGUGAAACGCAUCAAUAGCGCGCUAUUGAGGGUACACCAACAAGUUUUAGGAUCAUACAUUUUUGAUGGACAAAUGUUGUAUAGUAGCACAAAAUAUAAAAAAAAUCCUAAAGUGUUGUCAUCAAACCGAUAUGAUAACCAAAUAAUAUCAAUUAAAAUAAGAUUUACUAAAGUUGUUGAUAAGGAAAGUAAUACCAUGAUACAAUUGUUAAAUAUAUUGUUACGAAAAUGCAUCAGAAGUUUAAGCCUACAACAAGUUGGAAGACAUUACUAUGACGAACAAAGAAAAGUUACUUUUCCUAUUUACAACUUAGAACUUUGGCCCGGUUAUGAAACAACUAUUGGAGAAUUUGAUGGUGGUCUAUUAUUGCGAUCUGAAAUUUCAACAAAAAUUAUGAGGACAGAUACUGUUUACGAUUUUUUGGUACAAUGUGGACAAAAUAGAAACAGAAAUCUCAAUUGGAUGGAGGAAUUUAAAAGUGUUGUCAUGGGAAGUGUGGUUCUAACAAGAUAUAAUAAUCGGACCUACAAAAUUUAUGAAGUAAAAGAAAACAUGAGAAUAACUUCAGAAUUUUAUAAAAAAGAUGGAUCAACAAUAACAUAUGAAAACUAUUAUAGAGAAAAAUAUCAAAUAACCGACCUCAACAAAACUCAGCCAAUGUUGUUAUCGAUAAACAAUAAAGCUAAAGACGAAGAAACUAAGUUUGUGUACUUAGUUCCUCAAUUAUGUAAUUUUACUGGACUAAAUGAUGAACUAAGGAAAAAUACUUCACUCACGAGAGACAUCGCAUAUCAUACAAAACUGAAUUCCACUGCAAGAGUUAGUAAAUAUAAUGAUUUUAUAGAACGGGUUCUUAAUACAUCCGAGUCUAAAGAAUUAUUAAACAAAUGGAAUUUAACAUUGAGUAAUAAACUCAUUCAACUUAAUGGUCGUAUAUUAAAACAAGAAAUGAUAAAAGGAAAUCAAAGGGAAUGUUCAUAUGGACAUGAUGCUAAUUGGACUAAAAACUUACAUAAUUUACCCAUGUAUAGAACUGUUAUUUUAAAAAAAUGGUUAGUAAUAUUUCAAUCCGACAAUAAGUCUGCAGUUGAAGAAUUUGUCUCUACUUUACGUAAUGUAGCAAAAGGCUUGAAUUUUGAUUUGCCACAGCCAAUAAUAAAUGAAUUUAAUUUUAAAACUAAUUUAGAAGCAAUUCAAAAAAACUUAGAGACCAUACUAAAUACAGAGAAUCCAUCAUUUAUUUUAUGUGUCGUUCCAAAUGUGCGUGAAGAUGUUUACUGUACCAUAAAAAAAAAACUGUGUAAUGAUAGAGGAGUAUUAUCACAAGUUGUGGUAUUGAAAAAUGUAAUGAAGAGAAAUAUGUCGGUGUGUACCAAAAUUGUCAUACAAAUUAAUUGUAAACUAAAUGGAGCCCCAUGGCGUGUCGAUAUCCCUGGACCUGCAAAUUCAAUGAUGAUAAUUGGAUAUGACGUCUGUCACGAUACGGUAAAUAAAAGUAAAUCUUAUGGCGCAUUCAUAGCCACAAUGGACACAUGUUUCACUUCUUUCUUCAGCUGUGUUCAAAAACAUACUAGUGGACAGGAACUUUCAACCUUUUUUUCAGUUAAUACUAUGAAGGCUUUAAACAAAUUUAGAUUUAAAAAUAAUAAACUUCCCGAUAUUAUCAUUAUAUACAGAGAUGGUGUAGGAGAUGGGCAGAUAGAAUAUGUCCAGAAAACUGAAGUUGAUCAGGUUAAGGAAGCUUGUAAAGAAAUCUACAAAGAUCAAAAAGUUGGCUUGGCAUUUGUUAUAGUUAAAAAACGUAUCAACACAAAAUUUUUUAAAUUUGAAGGUGAAAUACAUGAAAAUCCACAACCUGGAACAGUUGUUGAUUCUACAGUCACUGACCCGAGUGACCCGAGUGACCCGACAAUAUACGAUUUCUAUCUGGUCUCUCAACAUACAGCACAGGGUACAGUCACACCAACUCACUAUAAGGUCAUUUUUAAUAGUCUAAGUGAAACUAUUCCACUUUCACCGAUACAAAUACAAAGGAUUACCUAUAAGUUAACACACUUGUACUACAAUUGGUCGGGCACAAUAAGAGUUCCUGCUCCAUGUCAUCUGGCACACAGAUUGGCAUUUAUGGCUGCAAAGACACUCAGGAGUCCUGUUAAUCCUGCUUUGGAAGACUUUCUAUUUUAUUUAUAGGUUUUUUACCGGUCUCGGGAUAUAGACUUAAAUUUAAUACAUUUUACAUUAGUAUAAAUAUUGUUUUUUCUUAUAAAUCUUUCAAAAUCUUUUUG